Messenger RNA from Durio zibethinus, 1677 nucleotides. The record is from RefSeq and is a predicted model, not a curated record. Lineage: Eukaryota; Viridiplantae; Streptophyta; Magnoliopsida; Malvales; Malvaceae.
AUGGAGUGGAAAUGGUUAUGGGUGGUUUUGGUAGCAUUCCUAUUAGGAAGGUGUUGUGAAUGUGAAAGGUGCUGGGAGCAAGAAAAAAUUGCUCUUUUGCAACUUAAACCUUUCUUUACUCAUAUUAAAGAUGUAAAGAAUUAUUGGGUGGAUGAGGGAAAACAGAGUUCAGAUUGUUGUCAGUGGAAAAGGGUUGAGUGCAACACCUCCACUGGACGAGUGAUCCGACUCUUCCUUAAUCUUACAACUACUGAAGUCUAUGGUGAUUUAGUUUAUAAUUAUUAUUUGAGAAAGUACGAUUGGAGUGGGAGAGAUUCUUGGUAUCUCAAUGCCUCUUUGUUUCUUCCUUUUGAGGAAUUGAAGAGUCUUUAUUUGGGUGGCAAUUCUAUUGCUGGUUGUGUUGACAAUCAAGGUUUUGAAAAGCUGUCACUGAAAUUAGACAAACUUGAGAUCCUUGACUUAAGUGUUAAUCAAUUCAAUGAUAGCAUUUUAGCAUCCUUAAGCAAACUUUCAUCACUCAGGUCUUUAAAUCUAGCAAAAAACCAAUUCACUGGGUCAAAUCUGAUAGAGGGUAUGAAGAGGUUAUCAAAAUUGAACAAGUUAGAGACUCUGGAUUUAUAUGGCAAUGUAUUAGGAAACAACAUCCUAUCACAUCUAGAUGAUUUUACAUCUUUAAAAUCUUUGCGUUUGCAGAAUUGCGGAUUAAAAGGAACUGUUAAUUUGCGAGAAUUCAAUAAUUUGACAAACUUAAAGGAGUUGUAUUUAGGCGAAAAUCAAAUUGGGAGUCUCGGAUCUUUAUUUCAAAGUAAUGAACAAUUGAGGUUGAUCAAACUUGAGGUGCUUGGUUUAAGUGAAAAUCUCUUCAACAACAGCGUAUUCUUAUCCAUUGCUGCGCUCUUAAAGUUGAAGUCUUUGUAUAUAGCAAGAAACAAAUUAGAUGGGUCGAUACAUAUUAAAGAAUUGAAUGCUUUGACUAAUUUAGUGGAAUUAGAUAUCUCGGAUAAUCAAGUGAAUGACUUUGCUCCAUCCAAAGAUAAUGAAACGGAACUAAGGUUGAUCAAUCUAGAAGUGCUUGAUUUGGGGUGGAAUCUCUUCAACUAUAGCAUAUUGUCAUCCCUUGGUAGGCUUUCAAAUCUAAAGUCUUUGUCUUUAGGAGACAACUUGAACGGAUCAAUAAAUCUUAAAGGGUUAGAUGCUUUGAGCAAUUUGGAGAAUCUAUUUAUAUCCUGCUAUUACACCAAAGCUUGUAGCCUUUCACCGCAAUCGUUGGACUUGUUCCCAUCAUUGAAGACUCUUCAAUUGUAUGGUGUUAGUUUUAAUGGAACACUGGCUACUUGGAAAGGUCCAAUUCAUUUGAAGAAUUUGGAAUCCUUGUUCAUAUGGGACACUUCCCUGGAAAACAACUUUCUUCAAAAAAUUGGAGCAAUGCCUUCUCUCAAGAAUCUAGAAUUAUGGGACUGCGGACUCAAUGGCACCUUACAUUCCCAAGGUUUUUGUGAAUUGACAAAUCUCCAAAACUUGGAUAUUGGCUACAAUAAUUUAAGGGGUAACUUGCCCGAGUGCUUCUCCAAUCUCUCAUCGCUUGAAAGUUUAUAUCUUUAUUCCAAUCAGUUUUCUGGAAAUAUAUCUGAAUCUAAAAUCCCUCCAAACAUUGAGUCUUUCAAACAAUUACUUUGA